Molecule: messenger RNA, 1618 nt
Organism: Pungitius pungitius (ninespine stickleback)
Lineage: Eukaryota; Metazoa; Chordata; Actinopteri; Perciformes; Gasterosteidae
Product: retinol dehydrogenase 14-like
Exons: 7
Coding region: 481-1017 (178 amino acids)
Source: RefSeq, a predicted model, not a curated record
ACGUGGCUAUUUAACGUCAGCUGUUGACACGGAACACACAAUAGACGGUUAACUAACAUCUGUGUAUAUAUACGAAAUACAACGUCAGUUGAACUCCAAGCGGGAAAGGCUGCAAGAACAGUGUAAGGAUCCGCAGGACGAUGCAGACCUUCACGACGAUUAGAUCGAUUGUUUCCCAGUAUCCUUAAACCAUUGCUGCGGUGACAGUGACGGGUAAAUUGUUUUGUUGCAGCGUCUCGGAUCUCGUCUCUGUCCACGAACACCAACUUACUUGGAGUCGUAUUAUUUGGUGUGAAGAAAUGGUCGGCAGGUGGAGUGUGCCGUAACAAAGCCUCGCUGGGAGGAAAGACCGUCUUGAUCACCGGCGGCAACACUGGGAUUGGCGCGAGAGUCCUUCUGGCCUGUAGAGACAUUGACCGAGCCAAUACGGCUGCAGAAGAAGUAUUAUGAGCUGUCCGAGAUGGAAAACUGAAGAUUGAGAUGCGGUUUGGUGUGAACCACCUGGGCCACUUCCUGUUAACAAACUGUCUGUUGGAUCUCCUAAAGAAGUCUGCUUCCAGCCGCGUCGUCACUGUCUCCAGUUUAGCUCACGAAAGAGGUCAAAUCUAUUUUGAUGACAUACAUCAGGAAAAGGAUUACCAGCCUUGGAAAAGCUAUUCACGAAGUAAACUAGCUAAUGUUCUCCUCACAAGAGAGUUGGCUAACAAGCUGCAAGGCACCGGAGUAACUGCCUACAGCCUCCACCCUGGUGUAAUCCGGACAGAGCUCGGCCGACACUUCAGGCCCUCAAUGUCCCUUUGGAAAAGAAUUGCGUAUACCCCACUCACGUUCUUCUUCAAGUCUCCAACCCAAGGGGCUCAGACGACCAUCUACUGCGCUGUGGAGCAAAGCCUGCAGAAUGAAAGUGGACUCUACUACAGCGACUGCCACCCUAAAACCGCUGCUCCAUGGGGUCUGGAUGAUGAAGCUGCCAAGGAGCUGUGGGAUCUGAGUGCCUCUAUGGUUGGUCUGAUAUAAUCACAGUGACAUCCAUGAUUCGUCAUCAUCUUCAUAGUACCAUCGGACUGCCUGAGGAAGGACCUGUACUCUCUUUAAUGAGCAUCUGCGUUGCUGCAAACAGCUGAGCUCCUACUCGAUGUGACAAAUGAGUAAAUAGACAGAAAGUCACAAGUGAUAGACAUUUAUUACGAAUAUACAACAAACUAAUUGCAAAAAUACUAUGGAUUUAAUUGUUUUUUCUCAAACGGUAGCAAUGCUUUACAGCCAAGUUACAUGGAAGCGGUAUGAUCUUUAGUUUCGAUUGCCAUUAGCGUGAAAUGACAUUUUAAUUGACAAGUUUCACCAAUGCUUUGUUGACCAAGGGCUCAAAUUCCAUUCUUUACUUGAUUUCAUCAUAGAAGAAAUACAUGUGAUUUGAAGGUUUUUGUAACACUGUUGAUAGCAACAUUUUUCUAUUGGGCAAUAAAGCGCUGUAUACAUAGCCCAUAAUUUUACCUUUUUGUUGAGGCAUAUUUUUCAUUCAUUCACAUCACGUAUAUUCAUUUUGUUUCAUCUGAGUCCAACAAUAUUGAAAUGAAACACAUUUUGGUUACAUUAAAAAUGCUCCUAAUACAUUAAA